Nerophis ophidion (straightnose pipefish) is the source of this 621-nucleotide messenger RNA. Its product is annotated as transcription factor HES-5-like. The transcript has 2 exons. NCBI's taxonomy places the organism in Eukaryota, Metazoa, Chordata, Actinopteri, Syngnathiformes, Syngnathidae. Gene Ontology annotation, molecular function: protein dimerization activity; DNA-binding transcription factor activity, RNA polymerase II-specific; RNA polymerase II cis-regulatory region sequence-specific DNA binding. Gene Ontology annotation, biological process: anterior/posterior pattern specification; regulation of transcription by RNA polymerase II; regulation of neurogenesis. Gene Ontology annotation, cellular component: nucleus. The record is from RefSeq and is a predicted model, not a curated record. The coding region runs from base 1 to 498 and encodes 165 amino acids.
AUGCACUAUAAAAGGGAGAGGCUCCUCCACGGAGGUUUUAGCACGCGCAACAAGAACAAAAGCACAGACAUGGCUCCUUGCUCCUCGAACCCUUGCUGCGUGCCGGACACGGCCAAAGAUGGCGUCAAAUUGAGAAAGCCCAUAGUGGAGAAACUGCGGCGAGACCGCAUCAACACCUGCAUCGAGCAGCUCAAAAACAUCUUGGAGAAAGAGUGCCGCCAACAGGAGCCCAAAUCCAAGCUGGAGAAAGCAGACAUCCUGGAGAUGACCGUCAGCUUCCUGAGGCAGGAGUUGCACAAGCGGCAGCAUCAUCAGCAUCAUCAGUCCACCUCCAGCAGCGAUGGCGGCGACUUCAGCCGAAGCAAAUCACACCGCCGGAGGGACUCUUUGCACUUCCUCUCCGCACAGCAGCAGAUGAUCCAGAAAAGCUCCUCCCCAGUGUGCUCCUCCCACAAAGGAACCAGGCUGCAGGAGAGCGGCGUAUGGAGGCCUUGGUAGACUCACCAUGACACCUCUCCUCACUUUUUGUGAAAUAUGCAUUUCCAACCUUGCUCCGUCAUGGAGUUCCUAAUAUUGUAUCAUCACAUUGAUGACAUGAUGUUUACGGUGCAGGCCCAAUGU